Octopus sinensis (East Asian common octopus) is the source of this 1465-nucleotide messenger RNA. RefSeq names its product gastrula zinc finger protein XlCGF71.1. Gene Ontology annotation, biological process: regulation of transcription by RNA polymerase II. Bases 773 to 1396 code for a protein of 207 amino acids. The record is from RefSeq and is a predicted model, not a curated record. NCBI's taxonomy places the organism in Eukaryota, Metazoa, Mollusca, Cephalopoda, Octopoda, Octopodidae. The transcript has 2 exons. Gene Ontology annotation, molecular function: DNA-binding transcription factor activity, RNA polymerase II-specific; RNA polymerase II cis-regulatory region sequence-specific DNA binding.
UCGAGGCAUUCUCCGUUGUUACUCAAACAAUUCUGUCAUCCAGAAUAAAAACAAGCGGAAGAGUUUGGAUCCUAAGUUAAUUAGUGUGGUGGUCAUGCCUCUCUACAAGAUAAUGAUUGAAUGCAUCUGUUCUUGUAGAAUCCAGUUAAUUGUUGAAAGUUUUGUAGGCCUGAAAUUAAUCAACAGGAAAAAAAAAAUUCAGUCAACCCCAAUAAGAAAAAUUAUUUAUAUAAACAAUAAAGGAUCUAUUCAGUUUCAAUCGAAAACUAUUAUUUGCAAACAGUUUAAACGUCUUUUUUAUGAAAAUAUAAAUAAAAUAAAAUUUCUCCCAUUAACUGAAUAUCUGUUGAGGAUAUUAUUUUAACAAGUGACAUAAUUUGGCUUACACCGCUCACAUGUUUUCCGAUUCCCAGCUGAUUUCCCUGCCAACUACCAUCACUUCAGUCUUCUCCGGGCCUCCAACACCCAAAGAAACUCUUGCUGUAUUCAAUGGAAGUAUUUAAUGAAUCUGCGUUUUGACAAAUGCUUCCAACAGGGAAAAGUCUACAACCAAACGGCAAUUAUUUGUCCUGCAGGAAGCAUUUUCUCUGUUUAUACACUGAAUAUUUUGUGAAAACCUUUUAACAUCAGAUAUAAUUACCUCAUUCCUCCAGAAGUGAAGAACAAGAAUCAAAAUAUUGGUAAUAAUUAUUUGAACCAAAAACUCAACUGUUUUAUAAAGUCGAAAUCAACAAAUAUUUGUCAUUAAUUCAGGGAAAACCUUGAUAGCUACAUGUCUGAUAUGGCUUUGACAAGUCAACAGAGAGUUGUUUACAAGAAGGACAAAGAGAUUGUUUCCUUAACCUUUGAUUGUGAAAGUCCGUCUUAUUGGCCAAUGAAGAAGCUCAAUUGUUCAAUCUGCCAUCGAAGGUUUCAUCUCCGCACUACUUUAAACUUACAUAAAAAAGUCCACUUCGCACUAAAGCCGUAUACAUGUCCAAGCUGUUUUACUCAGUUCCCCACCAAAACACUCUUACACAGACAUUCUUCCUCCCACACCAACCUUACGGAACCCAACUGUUUUCUCUGUAAAAAAUUCUUCUCUGACUUUUCCAGUCUGAAAACCCACGAGUUUUUCAUGCUUUGUGUGAAACCAUUUGAGUGUAAUAAAUGUGAGAUGAAGUUUACUCUUAAAGCUCAACUUUGGCAGCACCAGAAAUUACAUAAAAUGGCAAAUGUUGAAAGGCUCUUUAGAUGCGAAACCUGUGGCAAGAAUUUCUACUCCAAAGGUGCUUUCUUUGUCCAUAAACGCUGGCACAAGAACAGCCGUCAGCUUUCGUGUGAGCUUUGUCAUCAAAGAUUUUAUCUCAAGAGUUCUGUGUUUGCUCAUAAAAUCAAACAUUCUUCUUCACCUUAAUGAAAAAAAUGAUGGAACAAAUGAUUGUGUGUGUGUAAAUAUUGUAAAUAAACAUCCUGAUUGAUUUCA